AUGACUAAAACACAGGAGGAGAUGAUGAGGAAGGACCUGACUGAGCUAGGGAGUGCCAUGAGGACAUUUGCCAAUAAGAAUGACGGACUGGAGCAAGCCGUGAGAGCCAUGGAACACAGGCAAGAGAGCACUGAAAAAACCAUUAAGAACUUGGAUCAGAAGUAUGAGAGCAUGGUGAACAUGAUGGCACAGAUGAUGGCCAAGUUGACUGACAAGGAAAAAGGAGAAGAAGGAAGCAGCUCAGGAGGAUAUCAGAAAUUAGAUCUGGUCAGCAAAAAACCUGAGAAAGCAGAAAAUAGAGGAGGGAACAGGUUGCCAAAACUUGACUUCCCUGUGUUUGAUGGAGAGAACCUGAGGGAAUGGGUCAGGAGAGCCAACAAGUACUUUCAGAUCCAGGGGGUGGAAGAGGAGCUAAAAUCUGAUCUGGCUCAAUUGCACCUCAAGGGGAAGGCAGACAUCUGGUUCCAUGGAAUGUACCAUAGAAGAAUUGAAGUUCCUUGGGAGGAGUUGUCCAUGGCCAUAUGCGAGAGAUUUGGAGGAGGAACACCAGAAGAGACCAUAGAAGAGUUCAAUAAGCUGACUCAGACAGGAAGUGUGACUGAUUACCUGGAAAAAUUCGAACUGCUCAAAUCCCUGGUAAUGCCUCUACUACCUAACCAACUUGACUCCUAUUAUAAAUCCUGUUUUCUGAGUGGCUUGAAGGGUGAGAUUGUAAAUAUGGUGAGAAUGGCUAGACCUCACACUUUAGCAGAUACUAUAGAAGCUGCUAAGCUGCAGGAGAAGAAUUUAGAAGUUAUAAGGAAGGCACAGAGGGCACUACCCCACGGAGCCCUAUACAACUCCAAUUCCAUGGGACACAGUAGGCCAAACCUUGUCCCACAACUGAGGAACAAAUGGCACAAUGAAGGUUCUAAGGUACUCGGGGACAGUGACCACAGGGGGCACAAGGUAGGGGGAAACACAGCAGACAAAUUCAGGAAAAUCUCUCCUACAGAGUUCAACUACAGGAGGGAGAAAGGAUUGUGCUACAAGUGUGCAGAACCAUACACUUUAGGCCACAUCUGCAAGCAAGCUCAGAUUCAGUAUAUAUUGGAGGAGGAACCAACUGAGUUAAUUGAAGUAACUGAAGGGGGAAUAGAUGAAGGGGAAGAGUUCUGUGACUGUAUUGAGGGAGAAAUCAGUAAUGAAAGGAUAGAGGUUUCAAUUCACACAUUGUCUGGAGGAAAUGGACACAACACCUUUAAACUUAAGGGGGUACUUGCAGGAAGGGAACUCCUAAUUCUGGUUGACAGUGGCAGCACCCAUUGCUUUUUGGAUGAAAGGUUGGUUUCUCACCUACAACUGCAAGUGGCAGGAACCCCCCUGACAGUAAGAGUCGCUAAUGGGGAAAGAUUGGAAUCUAGACAACUCAGCAGACCCCUGAAUUGGAAGAUACAGGGACAUGAGUUCCAGCACCACUUCAACACUUUGCAGCUGGGGAGCUGUGAUAUGGUGCUGGGGGUGGACUGGCUGGCCAGAUACAGCCCCAUCGAAUUUGACUUCAACCAGCUGAGCAUGAAGUUCUCAAAAGGGAAGGAGGAAGUGGAGUUAAAGGGUGAAUCUAAUAAACUAAAACUGACAGCCAUUAAAGGAAGCAAGUUGGCAAAGUGGAGAAGGAAGCAAGAAUAUGGAGUGACUGCAUUUCUCACUAUAAUGGAGGAAGGACAGGAAGGACAGGAAGAUGUGCCAGCAGAAGUGAAGCAGAUGCUGAACCAGUACCAGGAUAUAUUAGCUGAACCACAGGGCCUACCUCCUCCUAGGAGCCAUGACCAUGGGAUACCACUCAAGGAAGGUGCCAGGCCAUUCCAAAUCAGGCCCUACAGAUGUCCCUAUGUGCAGAAGUCAGAGAUAGAGAGGCUGGUCAGGGAAAUGCUGCAAAUGGGAGUUAUACAGCCUAGCAAUAGCUCCUUUGCCUCUCCAGUCCUGUUAGUCAAAAAGAAGGAUGGAAGCUGGAGGUUUUGUGUGGACUACAGGCAACUCAAUGAGCUCACAGUAAAGGAUAAGUUUCCAAUGCCUCUGAUUGAUGAGCUGAUUGACGAAUUACAUGGAUCCAAGUAUUUCACUAAAAUUGAUCUAAGGGGGCAGGUUACCAUCAGAUCAGGGUCAAAAUAG
Molecule: messenger RNA, 2151 nt
Organism: Coffea arabica (coffee)
Lineage: Eukaryota; Viridiplantae; Streptophyta; Magnoliopsida; Gentianales; Rubiaceae
Source: RefSeq, a predicted model, not a curated record